ACGAUAGAUAGUGGUGUUCGGCGACGAUAGAUGAGAAAAAAAGAGGUGCGAUCGUUAACAAAGCGUCAGCUGGACUAUAUUUGCAAUCACGAGAAAGAAUGGCGUCUCUAAAGAUUUAUAUUGUUUUAUUUUUGGCCAUUGCAAUCAGUGUGGCAGUUGCAAAACCAGGAUAUUUAGGCUACGGAUAUGGCUUCUAUCCAUACUCGUACGGUUAUAGAUAUCCAUUCUACGGCCAUGGUUAUGGCUAUGGCCAUGGUUAUGGUCACGGAUAUGGUGGACAUGGAUAUGGUCAUGGUUAUGGAUAUGGAUAUCCGUAUGGCUACGGGCAUUACGGUCAUUAUGGCUUUUAUUAAGGACAUAAAACGAUGUCUUUCUUCUGGAUUCCCUGGAACAUCAUCCGAAGAAUGAGUUGAAUUCAGAAACAAUAUUCUAUCAUAUUCAAUUUAUCGCUUUUUCUCUAUUAUAUAUUUUUAUCGUCAAGUCUGAUUAAGCGCCAAGAUUAAUAUAAGAUUAAUAUGUCUG
Camponotus floridanus (Florida carpenter ant) is the source of this 522-nucleotide messenger RNA. RefSeq names its product keratin-associated protein 19-2-like. The transcript has 3 exons. Lineage: Eukaryota; Metazoa; Arthropoda; Insecta; Hymenoptera; Formicidae. The record is from RefSeq and is a predicted model, not a curated record. Bases 99 to 353 code for a protein of 84 amino acids.